Penicillium manginii is the source of this 2829-nucleotide messenger RNA. RefSeq lists its product as uncharacterized. The transcript is spliced from 3 exons. The record is from RefSeq and is a predicted model, not a curated record. Bases 1 to 2829 code for a protein of 942 amino acids. Lineage: Eukaryota; Fungi; Ascomycota; Eurotiomycetes; Eurotiales; Aspergillaceae.
AUGCCAAUGAAGCUGCCCAAGAGCUUUCAACGACGCAAGUCUUCCGGAAACAUUCUGGAGGACGUGGAGACACGCCCGCAGUCCUCUUUCAAGGUUUUCGAACGUCCGGGGCCUCACAGAUCGAUGACGGACGGUGCUCCGCUCACUAAACGCAUGAGCGAGGGUAAUGUAGUCCCGUCCAUGUUGGAAGAUGACAAUAUCUUCGCGGGUACCGAGCAACCCCUGGACAAGAAUCGGUAUGAUGAACACCCUCACGCUCGACCUUUGGACUCCCUGAGAAUGCGUCUGACCCGAAAACGGCACAGUGGUGCAACGUACGAGAGUUCGACGUCAACUCGUCUGAGCUCUUCGUCCACCCUCCCUUCCUCCACAGAAAUCCCAUCCGAAGACACCGCAUCCCCGCAUUCACGGAUCCACGAUAUCCCCGUCCCACCUCCACUUUCUGGGGCCCUCCGCGCCGCUGCUGGUAGAACAUUCUCCUUUGGUGGUCGAUUUAGUAAGAACUCGAAUUCAGGGCCCCCCGCUCCUCCCCGGCAUGCAACGCCGCCGGAGGAGACGAGGCAGCGAACAGUGUCAGGAAGUACCAAUGACACAGCGACUCCGCCAAAACUUCCAGAUUCGCACUGGGAUCUAGGGGCAGGGUCGGACGAUUUUGGAAAGAUGUUCGACCAUUUAGGAAAAAGGGAUAGCGCCAUGUUGCGCGACCCUUCCCCUCAACCUCAACGGUCUAAUCAGUACUCCUCUUCUCCACCUACACAAGCCCUUCCAGAGUUUCAAGCCAGCAGAAAUGCACGACCCCCGCCUAUUAGUACAGACCGCUCAGUUCCCGUCGAACCCUCCCCUUACUCAUGGGACAGUCGUCAUACAAGGCAUUAUUCCCAGGAAGGCCUUCUUAAUGAUCAUGAUGCCGGUAGAGGAAGGGAUACCGGUUCACCAGCUCAAUCCUCCGCCGAUACCGUCACUGGAUUUCGCAGGCCGUCACCCGGUCCCAACCAAACCCUCGGUGCUACCACUUCCCAUCGUGCCCUCGAACGCCCCAACAGAAGACAAUCCAAUUUCUCGAAUUUGCGCCGGAGUGGAGUAUACUCGUACGGAGGGGACGCUAGCCCGAUUGAAGACGAGGACGCCAACCUUGUCAGAAAAUCUCUGCUUUGGACCGACGGUGGUCCUUCACCCAACGCAACGCCUUAUUUUGACAAGGGCAAGGCAGCGAGUCCUAUCUACGCAGAGCCAGAGCCAGAAUCGAUGUUCUCAGGUCGCGAGUCCCCCGAUCCGGCCAUUGCGGACCAUGGCCGUUUGGCUGUGCAGUUCGCUGAAAGCGUGCCCAAGAGGAGUUCCCCGGGAAAUAAGGUCAUGACCCCAUCCCAAUUCGAACAUUACCGCCAACAGCAAGAACUGCGUCGUUCUAAUAGCAAUGCAACGAAGAGUGAUGAUGAAUCUGUCAAUGAUGAAUUCGAUGACGAGGAAGAUGAGGCCGAGAAGCAACGCGAGACGGAGCGACAACGCAGGAAGCAGGAGGCCCAUCUCUCUGUAUACCGCCAACAGAUGAUGAAGGUGACAGGUCAGAAAAGCCCUUCACCGUCACUUCGCCCCGAGAUGAGCGGUGCAAGCAGCAGCACCCCCAAUCUCAAUUCAAACCGCCUUUCCCAUCUGGGUGACAAAUCCUCCAGUGGCAAAAGCGCCGAGGAAGACGACGACGAAGUUCCACUCGGUAUCCUGGCGGCCCACGGGUUCCCUAAUCGCAACAGACCACCUACUCGUCUGAACAAUGCCAGCUCUAACCCGAACCUUCGCGCGUCGUUGCAGCCGUCUUAUGCGUCGUCUGCUCACUCCAUCCACGGUGCCGAGCCUUAUAAUAGAAGCAACUUGCCUGCGUUCGCACGCAACCUGCCGCCAGAGCCCUAUGUCGGCGCUGGUCUCACCAAUGAGGAGCGGGCUCGGGCCGCGAGGAGAGGCAGCCCGAACACCCAGGCAAUGUUCGAUCCGAUGGGAGGAAUGGGAGGAAUGGGGGCGAUUGGAGGUGGUAUCCCUCGACCUUACUCGAUGAUGCCUCAGCAGCAGGGCCAGAUCACCCCAUCGGAGCAGGCUCAAUUGAACCUCUCAAACCAGAUGUCGCAGAUGGUGCAGAUGCAGAUGGACUUCAUGCGGAAUAUGAUGGCCAUGCAAGGCGGCCAAGGCACCCCACCACCAAUGAUGCCGGGCAUGCAAAUGCCUCCUGGUAUGGGCAUGCCAGGUAUGCCUAUGCCAAUGCCAGGCAUGCCAACCGGACCUCCGUCCAUCAGCGGAGGUCGACCCGUCUCCAUGCCAAAUGCAGCCGCCGCCCAGCCGAACUUCGACCAGCGAACUCUCGGCCUGCUCGACCCCAACAACAUCGCCAAUCGCCGCGGCUCUCCCAUGCCCACCAUGUCGGGAUACCCAUUCCCCAACAAUAAUCCCGGCUACGCCGCAUCCAUCGCACCAUCGGAGCGCAGCAACGCAGGCCUCGCAUCCCGCUACCGCCCAGUCUCGAUGAUUAAUAAUGAGAACGAACGCCCCGGGACAUCACCGAAUCUGAAGCCCUGGAAUGACGAAAAUCAUCUCUCACCCAUGUCCGCGUCACGCCCCCACUCCGGCCUCGCUAAGUCCACAACCAUGGCGACCGUGACCGUGCGACCUGUUUCACAGGCCGGUCAGUCUCCAGCAGGCCGCCAGGCUCAAUCUGGCUCUGGGGACGAAGAUGAAGACGAGGGUUGGGCGGAUAUGAUGAAGAAACGUGAUAAGAAGAAGAGUAGCUGGAAGAUGAAGCGGGCUACUUCUUCCUUUGGCGAUUUGUUGGGUGCCGUGCACUGA